GCAUUUCUCUCCUCUGAAUCACAAGAAACUGUGGAUACAUAUUACAUUUUCCAAGAGACAAGAAACAUGGACGCACGACCUUUGUCCUUCUCCGUUCUCGUCAUCCUCAUUGCCGCGGCGACUUUGGCCAGUGGUUACUCUCCUCCUACUCCUCCUCCAACCACCGUAUACCCCGCCGUGAAAACCGUGGAAGCGGCGGUAGAAGGAAUGGUGUACUGUCAAUCCUGCGACAAGUACGGGUCAUGGUCGUUGGGCGGAGCAGAAGCCAUAGCCGGAGCCAAAAUCAGCAUCAUUUGCAAGAACCACAGGCAGCAAGUGAGCUUCUACAAAGUCUUUCAGACCGAUUCGUACGGCCAUUUCUACGGUGAGCUCAAAGGUUUGAAAAUGACUCCACAUUUCUUAGACCAUCCUCUCCACGCUUGCCGUGCCAAACUCGUCUCUUCACCUCGUGAGGACUGCAAUCUCUUCUCCAACAUUAACAAUGCUCUGGACGGUGCUUCCCUACGUUAUGAAGAGAAGAGGCUCAAGUGGAAGAACUAUGAAGCUGUAGUUUACGCCGCUGGUCCAUUGGCUUUCCGUCCUGAUCAUUGUCCCGCUACUACUGCACCACCUCCUACUUACUGAUUCGAGUUUGUGUGUUUUGAAGAUCAUCAUAAUAUACUAAUUAUAUAAGAAAAAUGUUUCCCUUUUUUUUAUGGUUUGCCAAUUGUUUGUAAGAUGAGUUAUGUGUUGUGUAAUAUUGUAAUGGGACUCCUUUGAAUCGAGCAUACUCAGUUCAAGAUCA
Molecule: messenger RNA, 784 nt
Organism: Brassica rapa (field mustard)
Lineage: Eukaryota; Viridiplantae; Streptophyta; Magnoliopsida; Brassicales; Brassicaceae
Product: non-classical arabinogalactan protein 30
Biological process (GO): unidimensional cell growth; root hair elongation
Cellular component (GO): cell periphery
Source: RefSeq, a predicted model, not a curated record